GCCGGAAGUAGUGUGCGUGCAGUCUGCGGUGCGCAUGUGUGGUGUCCGGUUGUGAGGAGCAAGAAUCGGCUGUAAUAAUGAAGCAUGUUUUCCUGACUGGCGCUCCUGGUGUGGGUAAAACCACUCUGGUGAAGAAAGUUUGUGAAUCUGUGCUCUCCACUGGAGUCUCUGUCAAUGGCUUUUAUACAGAGGAGGUAAGAGAGAGAGGAAGGAGAGUGGGCUUUGAUGUGGUCACGCUUACGGGUGAUAGAGGACGUCUGUCCAGGGUCAGCUCUGAAUCAGCCGCAGGCAGACGUGAAUAUCGAGUUGGUCAGUAUGCCGUCGAUCUUCAGUCAUUUGAAAGUCUUGUCCUCCCCCUUUUCAAAGAGAGACAGGAGGGAAGCAGAAGGUUGUUUGUCAUUGAUGAGAUUGGAAAAAUGGAGCUGUUCAGUCAAAAGUUUAUUCGAGCAGUGAGAGAGACUCUGGAUGCCUCCAGAUGUUCUGUCCUCGGCACCAUUCCUGUUCCUAAAGGAAAACCUCUCGCACUGGUAGAGGAGGUGCGCAGCAGACAAGAUGUCAAGAUCUUUAUGGUCACAAAGGAAAACAGAGACGGAUUGUUUGAUGAGAUUGUUUCGGCUCUUCAGGAGUGCCUGAAAUAAAAUAAACAAGACUGAACAUAAAGGUAAAAUGAACGUUUUUCUGUUCAGCAUUUCGGAUGAACCAACCUUGCCUCAUAUUGAUUCAGAGCUAGAUCACUGAAGGAAGAGAGCGUGAGAUCUGUCGAUGAAGACAUCCUGGAGGAAUGAGUGAGAUGAAAGGGGGGAGACCCCUGUGGACAUUUGUCCACCCUUAAAUGUUUUCUGUUGUCUUUAGUUGGACAGAUAGUCCAUGUCUUUGUUUUGUUUUUCGCAGAGCCAAAUGUUUCCAGUGUCUACAGUUUCAGCUGGAAAGGGAAAAUAAAUUUAUAUUUGAAUAGAAAUACUGACAGGCCUCCAGACGGACUUUAAUGUUAAUAUUUGUUUGCUAUUGUGUAUUAAAGAUAAAUGUGAUUUAUAAUAGAAAUUAACUUUGCAGAAAUUAAUACACAAUACAGUAUUUAACGGCCCAUGUUAAAAAAUAAAAGUUUAAAAUGUUUCAUCCUAUGCUUGCUGGUCAAUUUAUUAAAACAUCAAAAUGCAAUUUUA
This is a messenger RNA of Paramisgurnus dabryanus, 1163 nucleotides long. RefSeq names its product nucleoside-triphosphatase, cancer-related (gene ntpcr). Gene Ontology annotation, molecular function: ribonucleoside triphosphate phosphatase activity. The record is from RefSeq and is a predicted model, not a curated record. Lineage: Eukaryota; Metazoa; Chordata; Actinopteri; Cypriniformes; Cobitidae.